AUGAACACCCUUUGGAAAAAGAGGUUACCCGGCUCGUUCAUCAUGGCAGCCUGCAGAGCAGCUGGGAGGACGGCGGUCAGCAGGGCUCCAUCCCUUCGGGGGCUCCAUGUAGGCCAGCGCGCCUCGCUCACCAAGGCCUUCUCCACCCGCGACCUGGAGCUGUUCGCCCAGCUGACGGGCGACACCAACCCACUGCACCUGGACCCGACCUAUGCCAGAACCACUGCCUUCGAGAGGCCAAUCGUGCACGGCGUGCUCAUCAAUGGGCUGAUCUCGGCCGUGCUGGGCACUAAGAUGCCAGGCCGCGGCUGCGUCUUCCUCUAUCAGGAGAUCCGCUUCCCAGCACCGCUCUAUGUCGGGGAGGAGGUCCUUGCCGAGGCAGAGGUCCGCAAGAUGAAGAUGUCAUUUAGCUUUAUAGCCGUGAGCUGCUCGGUCCGAGACAAGGUGGUGAUGGAGGGAGAGGUGAUGGUGAUGAUGCCAGAGGAGCAGCAGGGAGGAUGAGAAGGAGAGGGGGACUGGGAGCUGUGCUUCCAGGAGCUUCUCUUGCUCUUGUGGAAGAUGGUGUUGUGAUGUCGUACUGUACGUUAAGGAUGGUGUUUUUUAUUAGUUUGAAUUGAAUUCUACCCUCCUGGAUUUAAAAGAGCUGUCAGAUAAAUGAGUUUGUGUGGUCCUGCAACUGACUGAUGUCGAGUUCUUGUCUUAUUUAUUUGAAGCAGAAGGUCUGCUUGCCAGUCAUGUUUUAUACAGAGUUGAAGUAAGACCUGAAAUGUGACUUUCUCUGUAUGAAAACCACAACGAAUUCUGCAACGUAUUAAUCUUGGCUUUACUUCUGAUUUGAUCAUUGAGGUGCUUUAAUAAAGUUUUCAUGUCCACCGUUAAAUUGGACAUUA
Lampris incognitus (smalleye Pacific opah) is the source of this 890-nucleotide messenger RNA. RefSeq names its product hydroxyacyl-thioester dehydratase type 2, mitochondrial-like. Lineage: Eukaryota; Metazoa; Chordata; Actinopteri; Lampriformes; Lampridae. The record is from RefSeq and is a predicted model, not a curated record. The coding region runs from base 1 to 501 and encodes 166 amino acids. The transcript has a single exon.